ACAACAUCAACCUGCAGACACACAGUAGAAAAUAAAGACAAAGAAAAUGGUGGGCACAACUAUGGGACAUCAAAAUCUGACUGAACUCCAAACAACAAUUAGUCCAAACAAAAUGCAGGAGAAGAGCUUUUCAAGCAUUGAAAUCUUUAUGAUAUGCAUAUUUUUUGUCACCUUAGUUAUAGGUGUCAUUGGAAAUGGACUUGUCAUCUUUGUGACCAGCUACAAAAUGAAGACGACAGUCAACUCCAUCUGGUUCCUCAACUUGGCGAUUGCAGACUUCCUUUUUAUUACGUUCUUGGUUUACGAAAUUGUUGUUGUCUUUGAAAAUAGUAUAUAUUUGCAAUCCAACAAACUCAUAGCUGCAUGUUGGAUUUUUGGUGUUGUACUAAAUAUAUUUGCAAGUGUUUUCUUUCUGACAGUUAUCAGUGUGGAUCGAUGUCUGUGCACAUGGUUUAUUGUUUGGGUUCAGAAUAAGCGAACUUUAGUCAAAGCCAGAAUCAUCAGUGUAUUUGUGUGGAUUUUAGCCAUCUGCUGCAGCCUCCCUUUUGGCAUUACGGAGUAUGUAUAUAAAGCUGAAAAUGCCAUCAAUGUUAUGUUGUCUCUGCAAACAUACAUAUUUAUUAUGGGAUUUGUAAUUCCAUUUAUAAUCAUUGCAUCUUCAUACAUAGCUAUUGGUGUGCGGGUCAUCAUAUCUGUGAUUCUGGCUUUUUUCAUAUGCUGGUUUCCUUUCCAUGUUCAAAAAUUGUGUUUCAUGAGUUCAGUAAAGUAUAAAUGGAGGUCCCACAAGAAUCUUGAAGCUGCAGAACCUUUUGUUACCUGUCUGGUUUAUCUAAACAGCUGUCUGAACCCCAUUCUCUAUGUGUUCAUGUGUGAUAAGUUUAAAGUAAAACUUAAAAAGUCUCUCCUGAUGGUGCUUGAGGCAGCCUUUACUAAAUUAUAUGGGUUGACAUGA
Molecule: messenger RNA, 952 nt
Organism: Paramisgurnus dabryanus
Lineage: Eukaryota; Metazoa; Chordata; Actinopteri; Cypriniformes; Cobitidae
Product: C3a anaphylatoxin chemotactic receptor-like
Biological process (GO): phospholipase C-activating G protein-coupled receptor signaling pathway; positive regulation of cytosolic calcium ion concentration; complement receptor mediated signaling pathway
Cellular component (GO): plasma membrane
Molecular function (GO): complement receptor activity; G protein-coupled receptor activity
Source: RefSeq, a predicted model, not a curated record